This is a messenger RNA of Megalops cyprinoides (Indo-Pacific tarpon), 1440 nucleotides long. Its product is annotated as zinc-binding protein A33-like. Lineage: Eukaryota; Metazoa; Chordata; Actinopteri; Elopiformes; Megalopidae. The coding region runs from base 1 to 1440 and encodes 479 amino acids. Gene Ontology annotation, molecular function: protein binding; zinc ion binding. The transcript has 6 exons. The record is from RefSeq and is a predicted model, not a curated record.
AUGGCAUCUAAAGGUUCCUUUAUAGAAGAAGAGCUCUACUGUUCUGUGUGUUUCGACACCUUCAAUGACCCUGUUGUCCUGAAAUGCAGCCACAGCUUCUGUAGAGUCUGUCUGCAACAGUGCUGGAAAGAGAAGAACUCUCAGGAGUGUCCCAUCUGCAAGAGAAAGUCUUCUGUGGAAGACCCCCCUGCAAACCUGGUUUUAAGAAACGUUGUGGAGGCAUUCUUAAAGCAGAAGACUGAGAGUGAAGCUCCAGAGAAGAGUGACAAUAUCUGCAGUCUCCAUGGAGAGAAACUGCUGAUCUUCUGUGAGGAGGACCAAUCGGCUGUCUGUGUCGUGUGUCAGACUUCAAAAGAUCACAAAAACCACCAGCUCUGUCCAGUGAGGGAGGCUGUACCGCACCUGAAGGAGGAACUCAAGACUGCCCUGAAUCCUGCUAAGGAAAAGCUGAAGAGAUUCACUGAAGUUCAGCAGGAGUGUGAGAAAACAGCAAAGCACAUCCAGAGUCAGGCCCUGCAUACAGAGAGGCAAUUAAAGGCAGAGUUUGAGAAGCUCCACCAGUUCCUGCGAGAUGAAGAGGAGGCCAGACUAGCUGCACUGAGGGAGGAAGAGGAGCUGAAGAGUCAGAUGAUGAAGGAGAAGAUAGAAAAUAUUGCAAGACAUGUUUGCAAACUUUUAGAUGAAAUCAAAGCUAUAGAGAAGACCAUGGACUCUGACGACAUCUCCUUCUUACAGAGCUACAAGAACAGCAAAGAAAGAGCCCAGUGCACACUGCAGGAUCCACAGCUGCUUUCAGGGGCGCUGAUAGAUGUGGCCAAACACCUGGGCAAUCUGAAGUUCAGAGUCUGGGAGAAGAUGCUGGGGAUGGUGCAGUACACUCCUGUGACUCUGGACCCCAACACUGCACAUCCCUAUCUUUCUCUGUCGAAGGAUAUGACCAGGGUGAGAGACACCGAUACAGUGCAGCAGCUUCCUGACAACCCAAAGAGGUUUGAUCUCCAUGUCGGAGUGUUGGGCUCUGAGGGGUUUACCUCAGGAAAACACAGCUGGGAGGUGGAUAUUGGGAGUAAACCUGCUUGGGAUUUAGGAGUGGCAAAAGAGUCCAUCAACAGGAAGGGACUGAUUACAUAUAGCCCACAGAGAGGAUUCUGGGUUGUAACAAUGUGGAAUGGUGACGAGUAUUACGCUUGCACCUCAAAUAAAAAACGACUCAAACUGAAGAGGAAACCCCAGAGGAUCAGAGUGCAGCUGGACUACGACAGAGGGAAGGUGUCCUUCUAUGACCCCAGUGACAUGUCACACAUCCACACCUUUAAAGACACAUUUACUGAGAGACUCUACCCCUAUUUCUCUCUUUAUAUAAACAGUGAUGGCAGUAACCCUGGGGCCCUGCAGAUCUGCCCAGAGAGGGUGUCUGUAACAGUGAUGUCAUCCCAGUAA